CUAUAUUAGACAUGGCUAUCACCAAGAAAUGUUUUGCCGCAUUUGUACUCAUCCUCCUCUUUGUCAUGCCUUUCGUUUAUUGCUCGGAAUUAGAUAACACUUCUGGUUUUGAAAUAAAGCAAGAAGAUAAAUGCUACGGCCCAGAACCGUGUAAAAAUGGUUACGAAGGAUGCUUGUUCUUUUGUGUAAGAAUAGCCUAUUACUUAUAUGGGGAAUGUACUAUGAAGCCUGAUCAUCAAAAGCAUUGUUGUUGUGUGACAAAAUAAUCUAAUAAAAUGUUGAUAUUUACUAAAAGCAACAUAACUAGUUUUCAU
Messenger RNA from Arabidopsis thaliana (thale cress), 314 nucleotides. Its product is annotated as Defensin-like (DEFL) family protein. The coding region runs from base 12 to 266 and encodes 84 amino acids. Lineage: Eukaryota; Viridiplantae; Streptophyta; Magnoliopsida; Brassicales; Brassicaceae. The transcript has 2 exons. Gene Ontology annotation, cellular component: extracellular region. The record is from RefSeq and is marked reviewed.